CUCAGUGGCGGCGGUAGCGCUGCAUACCCGAGCUCCCUGCGCCUCGCAGCGACAGUGCGGGCACGGCCCCUCGGCCCCCCGCCAUCAUGUCGAAGCGGCUGAAGACCCCGGAGGUGUGCGCCGACUGCAGCCUGCAGGAUCCUCGCUGGGCAUCUAUUAACAGAGGUGUCUUGAUAUGUGAUGAAUGCUGCAGUGUACAUCGAAGCUUGGGACGGCACAUCUCACAAGUGAGACAUCUUAAGCACACCCCAUGGCCCCCAACCCUUCUGCAGAUGAUCCAGACAUUGUACAGCAAUGGAGCAAAUUCAAUUUGGGAACAUUCUUUGCUGGAUCCUGCAUCUAUACUGAGUGGAAAGCGUAAAGCCAAUCCCCAGGAUAAACUUCAUCCAAAUAAGGCUGAAUUUAUAAGAGCGAAGUAUCAAAUGCUGGCAUUUGUUCACCGAUUACCCUGUCGAGAAGAUGAUAGUGUUACAGCCAAAGACCUUAGCAAGCAACUGCACUCGAGUGUAAGGACUGGCAACCUGGAGACUUGUCUGAGGCUGUUAUCCCUGGGGGCACAGGCUAAUUUUUUUAACCCGGAAAAGGGAAGUACACCUCUUCAUGUGGCAGCUAAAGCAGGACAGAUCCUGCAGGCAGAGCUUCUUGCAGUGUAUGGAGCAGAUCCAGGCACACCAGAUUCUGCUGGUAAAACACCCAUUGACUAUGCAAGGCAAGGUGGCCAUCAUGAAUUAGCUGAUCGUCUUGUGGAAAUUCAACACGAAUUGACCGACAGAUUAGCGUUUUAUUUAUGUGGAAGAAAACCCGACCAUAGAAAUGGACAGCACUUUAUCAUACCACACAUGGCAGACAGCAGUUUAGAUUUAUCAGAACUUGCCAAGGCUGCAAAGAAAAAACUUCAGUCUUUAAGCAAUCACUUAUUCGAAGAAUUGGCCAUGGAUGUAUACGAUGAAGUCGACAGACGAGAAACAGAUGCAGUUUGGCUUGCCACUCAGAAUCACAGCACGCUUGUGACGGAGACCACUGUUGUACCUUUCCUUCCAGUGAACCCGGAGUAUUCCUCAACACGUAACCAGGGAAGGCAGAAAUUAGCCCGAUUUAAUGCUCAUGAAUUUGCAACACUGGUGAUAGACAUUUUAAGUGAUGCCAAAAGAAGACAGCAGGGAAGUCCAGUAUCUGGAUCGAAAGAUAAUGUGGAAUUGGUGUUAAAAAGUAUAAGCAACCAACAUAGUACAGAAAGUCAAGAUAAUGAUCAGCCAGACUAUGACAGUGUGGCCUCAGAUGAAGAAACCGACUUGGAGAAUGCUCCAGCUAGGUCAAAUAGAGAAAAAUCUGGAAGUCUGGAACGUGAGGUGUCUGACGGGACUGUCACAGCGCAAGAUUUUAUGGGUGUAAAAAAUGCCCUGGCUGCAUCUGAAGCUAAAAUUCAACAGCUGAUGAAGGUGAAUAAUAAUCUGAGUGAUGAGCUCCGGAUAAUGCAGAAAAAGCUCCAAACACUGCAAUGUGAAAACACCAACCUCAGGAGACAGGCCACAACAAAUCUAUAUCAGGUCCCUGCUGGGUCAGAAUUUGCAGACCUCACCAACCCACCUUCCCAAAAGAGGCGGCCUUCAGGACGAGGUAGUAGACCCAUGUCUAUGUAUGAGACUGGAUCAGCUCAGAAACCAUACCUCCCACUGGGGGAGGUUUCAUAUCCAGAAGAGGGCAUUAAACGACUACAGCCUUUUCCACCACAUAUUGGGAGGAGUGCUUUUGUGACCUCCUCUUCAUCCCUGCCUUCCUUCCCCUCCACGCUUUCCUGGUCAAGAGAUGAAAGCACGCGAAGGGGGUCAAAGGUAGAAAAACAGUCGUGUGUGCCAGAAAGUGACUAUGAUAAUACUGUCCAUGAUACAGAACUUGAAGAAACAAGUUCAAGUAGAAAAGGAAGGCAGCGAAGUAUACCAUGGCAUGGAGAAGGCUCCAUUCCUGAGAUGGAAGAUCCUGCUGGUGAUGCUAGUGCCACUCUCCCUAGCACUGAAGAUGUCAUAAGGAAAACUGAGCAAAUCACAAAGAACAUUCAGGAACUGCUGAGAGCAGCACAGGAAAACAAGCAUGACAGCUAUUUACCAUGUUCAGAAAGAAUACACAUUGCAGUGACAGAAAUGGCAGCCCUUUUUCCAAAGAAACCCAAGUCAGAUAUGGUAAAGACAUCUCUUCGACUUCUUACAUCCAGUGCUUAUCGACUGCAAACAGAAUGCAAAAAGACUCUGCCGGUGGAACCUAGUCCAAGCACGGAUAUCCAGCUGGUGACACAGCAAGUGAUCCAGUGCGCCUAUGAUAUUGCCAAGGCAGCCAAGCAACUGGUCACCAUCACAACCAAAGAAAAUACAAACUAAAUGACAUUUAGUUCCCUUUUGUUUUACUGAGAGGAGGCUUGACUCCUGAGACUUUUUUGAUACAUAAAAUGGCAGGUUCCUCAAUAUCAGUAUUACUAUUUGCAUGUUUUAUUCUAAAGUAUUUGUUUUGGACUAUUAAUUAACACACUGCCUUAGAUGUAAAACUGCCAGUUCAAACAAUGGUGUGUUAUUUAAUUCAGCAGCAUUGCGUCCUAUAAGUUUUAUCAUCGCUCUGAUUUUAUUCCCUUAAA
This is a messenger RNA of Nanorana parkeri, 2623 nucleotides long. RefSeq names its product GIT ArfGAP 2 (gene GIT2). The record is from RefSeq and is a predicted model, not a curated record. NCBI's taxonomy places the organism in Eukaryota, Metazoa, Chordata, Amphibia, Anura, Dicroglossidae. The transcript has 20 exons. Gene Ontology annotation, molecular function: protein binding; GTPase activator activity. Bases 87 to 2372 code for a protein of 761 amino acids. Gene Ontology annotation, biological process: brain development; regulation of ARF protein signal transduction.